Cylicostephanus goldi is the source of this 258-nucleotide messenger RNA. The record is from the annotation of a GenBank genome assembly. NCBI's taxonomy places the organism in Eukaryota, Metazoa, Nematoda, Chromadorea, Rhabditida, Strongylidae.
UUGCAGAUCAAGCGGUUGGCUGGUGGAAAAGAAGUUCAAAUAUCUGCUGAAGUUGAUAUACUUACUGUCGGAGUGCAGGCGCCGAAACGUUGGGAUCGACCUCCGGUUAGCGUCAAUUUCGAGGUUCCGUUUGCUCCGAGCGGUUUCAAGGUCCGCUAUCUGAAGGUUUUCGAAUCUAAAUUGAACUAUUCGGACCACGAUGUCAUCAAAUGGGUCCGCUACAUGGGAAGAUCUGGCUUGUAUGAGACUAGAUGUUAA